AUGAUUGCUCCGACCCCCCUUGCGGACACGGCCGCGGCCCAAUAUUUGCAGAGUCCGGCCAAAAAUGGCAUUAUUACGUUUGACGAGCGCAACAAUACCGAUGAAGUUCCGAUUGAUGUAUCCAUUAGUGGCGCGGAGCCCCCUUCCGAAUCUGAAAGUCCCAAUCCUGAUCGAAUUACCGCAAACGGCAAUGCCUCGACACAACACGCGCAAACCGCUCUCAACGGCCAGACUCCACUUAAUCCUCUCAUCGAUGCUCACACCGGCGAUCGAAAAAUGGCAGUUGAAAUUUUGAAGGUUAUUGAGAGUUACGGCGUGGACUAUGAAAAAAAUGGUGGUUCCUGGAAGGGGUUGGAGUCAUUCGUCCCUAUAGUGGUCGAACAGGUCAAGCGCCAGGAACCCAUCCGCAUGAUUCUACCCGCCUUUCCAUUCAAAUCACCCAACUCACGAGACAAGGUGCUGGGUACAUUGCCUGACUUCGGUGAGGAACUGGCGCUUUUCCAUCUGAACGGGUUGUGUCAGAAUAUCGCCCAAGUAUAUGAGCCAGGAGCCAAUGUAUACAUCAGCUCGGACGGUCUAGUCUACAAUGAUCUUCUUGGGGUUUCAGACGAAACUGUCUGGGAUUAUGGCGAGACGCUGCGAAAGAUGGCAGUGGAGAAAGGCCUUCGUCAUGUGAAGUUCAUUCGCUUGUACGAGCUUCUUGAGCACCCUUGGUUCCCAAGCAGCAGCCCAGAGGCUGCGAAAGCCUUCUAUCUAGCUCACGCCAGCUGCCUGCGUCGCGAACUAAUGUUCGCCUUCGGAGAUCCGACUUUCAACGCCGACGAGGCUAUCAAGACCGACAAUGAUACUUGCCUGACAUAUCGUGGAUAUAUCAAGUUCCUUACCAAGGAUCUCGCACAUCAAGAAGAGACUCAAACUCUUUCAAAACGUGCGAGACAGACUCAGAUCUCCCAGAUCGCGCGCAAGAUGAUUAUUCGCGGGAAGAUGUUUGCUGCCGCCAUCAAAGCCAAUCGGGGCGACUAUGUUCGAUUAUCUAUUCAUGAAUCCGCGGGUGAGAAGAAACUUUCAGUUUCGCUCAUUCCACAGAUUCGUGGAGCCCUUGGAUUUACGCCAUGGCAUGCUUCUGUGGCCAUUGGUCUGAACGGCUCAUAUCGUACUGUCCACGCUGAAGAUGUGCGUGAAACGCAUGAUCUGAUAUAUAAGAACGGCCAGCCAUACUUCUUCCGGGAGAAAUCCGAAACCUUCGAUUGGUCUAAGCAUGGCCUCUCUGUAAAAUUUGAGCAUCUUUAUCCAUGUGGAGUCAUCAUCCGUCCCACCGAUAUCGACGAUCUGAACCCGCGACCGUCUAUUAGUGCCAUCCCUAUGCACAAGGUCCGGAAGAUCUCCAAUAGCAUGUCUCCUGUGGUUUUACGUGGAUUCGCAGAGACACUUGACGAAGACUUAUAUGUCAAAGCUGGAACUGAACUGGGUACCAUUCUCCCGUGGAGCUUUGGCAUCAUUCAGAAAGUGCGGGAUGCUGGUCGCGUGGAUAAAAUGGGUAACAAUGUUACCUCCAACGAGGCUAUGCCAAUGCAUUUUGAUGGCAUGUUUAAAUUCGAAGAAGUCACAGAUCCAGUUACUGGAGAAACUAAGAGAGUUCAGCGCCCCCCUGGCUACCAGGUUUUCACUUGUCCGGCGACCGCCCCAAAGGGCAGUGGAUACACCCUGUUCGCCAGCUCGCGUCUCUUCUUCAGAUAUCUCCCGCAACCCUGGAAUGUGGAGCGUCUGCAGAAAGUUACCUGGGCUAUGGAUAAUGAUGGCUUCUGGGAUGCAAAAUUGAAGAGUCUCCCGCUACUUGUGAAGCAUUCUGUUUCGGGACUUCCUUGCCUCAGAUGGCAUCAGCCAUGGGACUCCACAAAGACUAAAUUCUCCACUUGCGAUGUGAAGAUUGAGAAUGAAGACCCGAGCCUCGUUCAGAUUAUUGAUCGCGUCACAUAUGAUCACAGAGUCUGUCUUCGCUUUGAGUGGGAGAAAGGUGAUCUCCUGAUCAGUGAUAACAUUGCCAUGUUGCAUACUCGCACGGGAUAUAAAAGUGACUGCGAACGAGAGUUGUGGCGCAUUCACUUUGAUUAG
Penicillium subrubescens is the source of this 2112-nucleotide messenger RNA. RefSeq names its product isocyanide synthase xanB (gene xanB). The record is from RefSeq and is a predicted model, not a curated record. The transcript has 2 exons. The coding region runs from base 1 to 2112 and encodes 703 amino acids. NCBI's taxonomy places the organism in Eukaryota, Fungi, Ascomycota, Eurotiomycetes, Eurotiales, Aspergillaceae. Gene Ontology annotation, molecular function: oxidoreductase activity.